Momordica charantia (bitter melon) is the source of this 912-nucleotide messenger RNA. Lineage: Eukaryota; Viridiplantae; Streptophyta; Magnoliopsida; Cucurbitales; Cucurbitaceae. The record is from RefSeq and is a predicted model, not a curated record.
AUGCCUUUCAUGACCCUAAAUAAAACAUUUUGGAUUCAACUAUUUUAUUUCAUCUCCAUCUCUUCUUUUGGAUUUCUAAUUUUGACGAUAUUAAAACCUAGAACGGAUCCUUCUUUUCGACCCACAAAUCUAGAUUUGUUCUACACUUCAGUGUCUGCCUCCACUGUUUCGAGCAUGUCCGCCAUGAAAAUGGAAGUUUUCUCCAAUUCCCAACUCAUUACCUUAACAAUUCUCAUGUUUCUAGGGGGAGAGAUUUUCACUUCCAUGGUUGGCCUCCACUUGAGAAAAUUUAGCAUAACUCAAUCAACUUUCUCAGUUUUCAUCACUGUUUCUACUUUGGCUAGCUGUGGUUAUGUUCCAACAAAUGAAAACAUGGUUGUUUUUCGGAGAAAUUCAGGUCUUCUUCUAAUGCUGAUCCCUCAAGUUUUAGUUGGCAACACGUUGUACCCAUUUUUGUUGAGGAUUUUGAUUUGGGUAAUUGGGAGGAAGAAAGAGAUGAAAUUGUGUGAUUAUUUGUUGAAGAACAGUGAGGAAAUUGGGUACCUUCCGAUCUUGAACAUCUUCUAUCUUCCUCCAUAUACAUCUUUCCUUCCAUUGAAAGACAAGGAGCGAGUAGAAGAUGAUGUUCAUCUUCAACCUCUGCAAAAAAUUACAAGAACCAGACAUGAAAAGGCUCUGCAAAAUUUCUUGCUCUCACACCUCUCCUAUCUCACCAUCUUCAUCAUUGUUAUUUGUGUAAUUGAGAGGAAAAAUAUGGUUGAGGAUCCAAUCAAUUUCAGUGUUUUCAACAUUUUGCUUGAAGUGAUUAGUGCUUACGGAAAUGUAGGAUUUACGACGGGUUAUAGUUGCAAACGACAACUCCAUCCCCAAAACGACUGUGUCGACAAAUGGUAUGGAUUUUCGGGAAAAUAG